AUGCUAAAAGACCUCAACCUGAAGGUCUCUGAUUGGCCAAAGCCGUCACCCAGGUCACAGGGUGUCUUGGGGAAUGCUGACCAUGGGAAAAAGUAUGACCAUUCCCAAGUGUAUCUAGGAACAGAAAUUGGGAAAUCCACCCCAUGGCCACACUUCCAGAAGUGUUUAGGACUCCUCGACCAAAGGCAGAUGGUGAACCACCCCAAGAUCUCAGGCUUCCUCUGGGAGCAAGAUGAAGACCCGCAGGGCUCCUUGUUGAACUUGCAGGUCAUCAGCCGGGAUGUGGCCCGGGCAGUGGGCAUGGAGACAAUAAUUGUUGGUCCUGAUGGACAACCUUUAACAGUCUAUCCUUGCGUGUUUUGUGGAAAGAAAUUUAAGUCUAAAAGUUUCUUGAAAAGACACUUGAAAAACCAUCCUGAACACUUGGCCAAUAAAAAAUACCACUGCACUGACUGUGAUUACAGUACCAACAAGAGGAUAAGUUUACAUGAUCACCUGAAGAGGCACAAGAUGACCAGUAAGGCUGGAAAGGACACAGAGUGUGAUGAGUGUGGGAACCAUUUCUCCCAUGCUGGGGCUUUACGUAUUCACAAAACAACUCAUGGAGAGAAAGAAGCCAGCAAAACAUACAAGUGUAAGUUCUGUGACUAUGAAACAGAUGAACAGGCGUUAUUGAAUCGCCACCUUUUGGCAGUCCACAGCAAGAAGUUUCCUCACAUUUGUGUAGAGUGUGGUAAGGGUUUCCGUCACCCGUCAGAGCUCAAAAAGCACAUACGCGUUCACACUGGAGAGAAGCCCUAUGAAUGCCAGUAUUGCGAGUACAAGUCUGCAGACUCCUCUAACUUGAAAACACAUGUAAAAACUAAGCAUAGUAAGGAGAUACCAUUGAAAUGUGACAUCUGUGUGCUGACUUUCUCAGACACUAAAGAGGCACAGCAACAUGCUCUUACCCACCAAGAAAGCAAAACACACCAGUGUUUGCACUGUAGCCAUAAGAGUUCAAACUCAAGUGAUUUGAAGCGACACAUAAUUUCAGUUCACACAAAGGACUAUCCUCAUAAGUGUGAGAUGUGCAACAAAGGGUUCCAUAGGCCUUCAGAACUCAAGAAACAUGCAGCUACCCAUAAAAGUAAAAAAAUGCACCAGUGUAGACGCUGUGACUUUAAGAGUCCAGAUCCGUUUGUGCUCAGUCGCCAUAUUCUCUCAGUUCACACAAUGAGUGUCCCAUUCAAGUGUAAGAGAUGUAAAAGGGGAUUUCGACAACAGUGUGAGCUUCAAAAUCAUAUGAAGACACACAGUGGCAGGAAAAUGUAUCAGUGUGAGUACUGUGAAUAUAGCACUACAGAUGCCUCAGGCUUCAAGCGACACGUUAUCUCCAUUCAUACCAAAGACUAUCCUCACUGUUGUGAGCACUGCAAGAAAGGAUUCCGGAGACCCUCGGAAAAGAAUCAGCAUACAAUGAGACAUCAUAAAGAAGUUGACCUGCCCUAAGAAUAUAUCCUAAUCUGUACAGGUGUUGAGUUUGAA
Phodopus roborovskii (desert hamster) is the source of this 1527-nucleotide messenger RNA. RefSeq names its product zinc finger Y-chromosomal protein-like. Gene Ontology annotation, molecular function: DNA-binding transcription factor activity, RNA polymerase II-specific; RNA polymerase II transcription regulatory region sequence-specific DNA binding. Gene Ontology annotation, biological process: regulation of transcription by RNA polymerase II. Gene Ontology annotation, cellular component: nucleus. The record is from RefSeq and is a predicted model, not a curated record. NCBI's taxonomy places the organism in Eukaryota, Metazoa, Chordata, Mammalia, Rodentia, Cricetidae.